ACCGGGAAGGUAGUAGUAUAUAGUAGCACGGUUGGAAAAGUGAAAAGAAUAGCGCAGGCGUUGGAUUGCAGCGCGUAUUACUAUAACGCAGUAGGUAAAGCAAGUAUAUUAAGCAAGUUUAUAGACGGCAAGCAACGGGUAAUUAUAGUAAUAAGCGCGUUGGGUAUAGAGGUAGAUAUACCGGAUAUUCGGUGUAUUAUAUAUAUAGAUCGGCCGCGAAUAUUAUUAGAUUACGCACAGGAGAGUAGCAGGGCGGGGCAGGAUAGAUUGCGGAGCAAGGCAAUUAUAGUUAAAAAAGGGGGUAAAAGGAGAAGUAAAAGAAAUAGGCAGAUAGAAGAAGAGCGGCGGUUAGUAGGGUUAUAUAUAGAAGGGGAGGGUAAGGUAGAAAAAUAUAGAAGGAUUAUAUUAGACAGGUAUUUAGACGGGUAA
Molecule: messenger RNA, 429 nt
Organism: Mytilinidion resinicola
Lineage: Eukaryota; Fungi; Ascomycota; Dothideomycetes; Mytilinidiales; Mytilinidiaceae
Exons: 1
Biological process (GO): double-strand break repair via homologous recombination
Cellular component (GO): cytoplasm; chromosome
Molecular function (GO): 3'-5' DNA helicase activity; four-way junction helicase activity
Source: RefSeq, a predicted model, not a curated record